AGAAAAACGUCACCUUCAAUCUCUACUUGUUAAAUAGUAGUUAGGUCCUAGCUGGGAUUUUUAUUUUUAUUUGUAUUUCUGUCCGUUUUAAAUACUAGGUAACCAGCUAUUGACUGAGAAUCCACAAUAAUUUUCACAGCUAAGAGCUUAUGUAGUUUUUGUUUAUAAAAGGCAGACAGCUUCGAUAUUUUUUCGAAGUCUUCCAUAUUCAUUCUACAUUUACAAAUUUUCUGUCCUCUUCGUCUCCUCAUUUUCUUUCCUUUCUAAGUGGUUUGGUUGAUUAAUUAUUCCAAGCACAAGUCACAAGUUAUAGUUAUGGGAACUCAAGCUCCAUCAGAUUACAAUGACUCCAAGAUUGAUACAAGAACGGAAGAAGAGAAGGCAAUCGAUGCGUGGCUUCCCAUUACUUCUUCGAGGAAUGCAAAAUGGUGGUAUUCAGCUUUUCACAAUGUUACCGCUAUGGUUGGUGCUGGUGUACUCAGUCUUCCUUAUGCAAUGGCAGAGCUUGGAUGGGGUCCUGGUGUAACGGUGAUGAUAUUAUCCUGGAUUGUCACUUUGUACACGCUAUGGCAAAUGGUUGAAAUGCACGAAAUGGUUCCAGGGAAACGUUUCGAUAGAUAUCACGAGUUGGGGCAACACGCUUUCGGAGAAAAACUGGGACUGUGGAUUGUUGUGCCCCAGCAGUUAAUUGUCGAAGUUGGUGUUGACAUUGUUUAUAUGGUUACCGGAGGAAAAUCACUCAAGAAGGUCCACGAUUUGAUUUGCAAACCUGAGGAGGGCUGUGCAAAUAUCAAACUAUCAUACUUCAUCAUGAUAUUUGCCUCUGUACAUUUUGUGCUCUCUCAUCUUCCCAAUUUCAAUUCCAUAUCUGGUGUGUCUUUGGCAGCAGCUGUUAUGUCCUUGAGUUACUCUACAAUUGCUUGGGGGGCAUCAGUUAAGAAGGGUGUACAACCGGACGUGGAUUACGGGUACAAGGCUCACAGCACGUCAGGAACCAUUUUCGAUUUUCUCAGUGGGUUGGGAGAAGUGGCUUUUGCAUAUGCGGGUCAUAAUGUGGUGUUGGAGAUUCAAGCUACAAUCCCUUCAACACCUGACAAACCUUCGAAAAUACCUAUGUGGAGGGGAGUUGUUGUUGCUUACAUAGUCGUGGCUCUCUGUUACUUCCCUGUUGCUUUUAUUGGAUACUGGAUGUUUGGAAAUGAUGUGGAAGACAACAUUCUCAUCUCUUUGAACAAACCUACAUGGUUGAUCGUCAUGGCUAACUUGUUUGUCGUCAUCCACGUUAUUGGGAGCUAUCAGAUCUACGCAAUGCCAGUGUUUGACAUGAUUGAGACCGUGCUUGUUAAGAAACUUAGGUUCAGGCCUACGUGGUACUUGCGAUUUGUUACCAGAAACGUCUAUGUUGCCUUCACAAUGUUUGUUGGAAUCACCUUCCCUUUCUUUGGGGGUCUUCUUGGAUUCUUUGGAGGAUUUGCUUUUGCCCCAACAACAUAUUUUCUGCCUUGCAUCAUGUGGCUUGCAAUCUACAAACCAAGGAGAUGGAGUCUCUCUUGGAUGACUAAUUGGAUUUGCAUAAUUCUUGGAGUUCUAUUGAUGGUCUUAGCACCAAUUGGUGGCUUGAGAUCCAUCAUAGUACAAGCAAAGAGUUACAAGUUUUACAAUUAGGCAUCACAAGUUUUUAUCAUACAAGUGCAAGAGUAUAGCGCGCGAUAAGUAUGCCAUCUGAUUAUAUUUAGAUAGAAAUAUGUUUGGCAAAAGAGUUUCUGGCAAGAUACUGCCUUGGUGUGUUAUGGCUUAAAUACAUUUUAUAGUAUAGGUUUUCUUUGUAUGUAAAGAUAAGAUUAAUUUCAUGGUGCUGUUCUUUGCA
Capsicum annuum is the source of this 1867-nucleotide messenger RNA. RefSeq names its product lysine histidine transporter 1. Gene Ontology annotation, cellular component: plasma membrane. The record is from RefSeq and is a predicted model, not a curated record. The transcript is spliced from 8 exons. Lineage: Eukaryota; Viridiplantae; Streptophyta; Magnoliopsida; Solanales; Solanaceae. Bases 316 to 1665 code for a protein of 449 amino acids.